AUGGGCGCAUCAUUCUUCGGCCUCACAGGCAAUGGCCUGACCAUACUUCAGCUCGCGCUGAUUGUGUGCCCGUCUUUCAUCCUCUUCGGUUACAACCAGGCCGGCCUUGGUGGUCUGCUCACUACCGAGGAUUGGGUCAAGACGUUCCCCGAGAUCGACACCGUUAACACCACUGGCGCAACCAAGAACAAGAACUCCACCCUUCAGGGCUUCGUUGUCGCUACCUUCACUAUUGGCGCUCUUAUUGGCUCCCUGUCCUGCUCUUGGUCUGGCGACAAGUUUGGCCGCCGCAACGUCAUCUUCUUUGCAGGUCUCUGCUCUCUCAUCGGCGAGGUUCUCGAGUGCUCCGCCUUCUCCCUCGCCCAGCUCAUCGUCGGCCGUAUUAUCGUUGGUCUCGCUAUCGGUCAGCUGUCCUCCAUCGUUCCUGUCUGGCAGUCUGAGACUUCUGGCGCCAAGAACCGUGGUCGCCAUGUCGUCCUUACUGGUCUCUUCACCUGUGUUGGCUACGUCCUGGAGAGCUGGAUCAACCUCGGUUUCUGGGAGUUCAAGACUGGCCCCAUUACCUGGCGCGCCCCUAUCGCCAUUGCCAUUCUGUUCUCCCUGAUCCUGAUGGGCAGCAUCUACUUCCUGCCUGAGUCGCCUCGUUGGCUCGUCAUGAAGCAGAAGUCCGCGGAGGCCCGUACCAUCAUCGCUGCCCUCCGUGGACUUGAGGAGGACUCCCUCGAAGUCCAGGCCGAGGUUGCUGGCAUUGAGCACUCCCUCGAGGAGACCACCCAGAACGCUGCCAAGCUUACCGACAUGCUCAAGAUGGGUGAUGAUAAGCUCCUCUACCGCUUCGGUCUCUGCAUCCUCCUCCAGUUCUAUCAGCAGAUGUCUGGCUCCAACUUGGUCUCCGUCUACGCGCCUAUCCUGUUCCAGCAGAACCUUGGCAUGAAGAGCGAGGCUUCGCGCGCUUUGGCCGGUGGUGCCCUCACCUGGAAGUUCCUGUCUUCCUUCGUUGCCUUCUUCACCAUCGAUCGCUUCGGUCGCCGUGUCGUCUUCAUUCUCAGCGGUGUUGGUAUGGCGCUCUGCAUGAUGUCUCUGGCCAUCACCACUUCUUUCCCCAAGGACAACACCGCCGCUCAGAUUGCCGCCGGCUGCUUCAUCUACCUGUUCAACACUUUCGUGCCUAUCGGUUUCUUGGGUGCCAACUUCCUGUACUGCACUGAGGUUGCUCCCAUCCGUCUCCGCAUGGCCAUGUCAUCCAUCUCCACCGCCAACCACUGGCUCUGGAACUUCAUCGUCGUCAUGGUUACCCCUGUCGCCCUCAACACCAUCGGCUACCAGUACUACAUCGUUUACGCUGUCAUCUCUGCUUGCAUCCCCGUCUCCGUUUACUUCCUGUACCCCGAGACCAUGGGCCGCAACUUGGAGGAGAUCGACCUGCUCUUCCGCGAGUCUCCUUCCGUCUUCGCUACCGUUCGCUUCGCCAAGAACCGCCCUGUCGCGAUGCCCCAGGAGUUCGAGAGCGAGAAGCCCAACGACAAGGCAGACCACGUCGACCAGAAGCCUCUUGAGGAUUCUGCAUAA
This is a messenger RNA of Colletotrichum chrysophilum, 1569 nucleotides long. RefSeq lists its product as uncharacterized. Lineage: Eukaryota; Fungi; Ascomycota; Sordariomycetes; Glomerellales; Glomerellaceae. The transcript has 2 exons. Gene Ontology annotation, cellular component: membrane. Gene Ontology annotation, biological process: carbohydrate transport; transmembrane transport. The coding region runs from base 1 to 1569 and encodes 522 amino acids. The record is from RefSeq and is a predicted model, not a curated record. Gene Ontology annotation, molecular function: carbohydrate:proton symporter activity.